AUAUCUUUUCUUUCUACACAAAGAAGAUUGUAUAUAUCUGUUUAUAAAUUCCUUCAAAGUUGGGGUUUUUAAAGAUUCCCAUUUCCAAACUUUUCUUUCUAAACAAAACCCAGAAACCAGAGUUUGAAUUAUAACUAGUAUUUUGAAUUGUGGGUGUGUUUUGUAAAGAUGGAAAAAGCAGUUCUUGAUAGUAUAAUUCGUAGGUUGCUUGAAGUAAAAGGAAGACCUGGUAAACAAGUACAGCUUACUGAACCUGAAAUUAAACAACUUUGUGUUGUUUCAAGAGAUAUUUUCUUGAAACAGCCUAAUUUGUUGGACCUUGAAGCACCCAUCAAGAUUUGUGGUGACAUCCACGGUCAAUAUUCUGAUCUUUUGCGCCUUUUCGAAUACGGUGGAUUACCUCCUCGUGCUAAUUACUUAUUUCUUGGUGAUUAUGUUGACCGAGGGAAACAAAGCCUUGAGACAAUAUGCCUUCUCCUUGCCUACAAAAUAAAAUACCCGAAUAACUUCUUCCUUUUGCGUGGAAACCAUGAAUGCGCAUCUAUAAACCGUAUAUAUGGAUUCUAUGAUGAAUGUAAAAGAAGAUACAAUGUUAAAUUAUGGAAGACGUUCUCAGAUUGCUUCAAUUGCUUACCUGUGGCGGCUCUUGUUGACGAAAAGAUUUUGUGCAUGCAUGGUGGCCUUUCACCCGACCUCAGUAGUUUGGAUCAAAUUAGAAAUCUGAGGCGUCCUACUGAUGUACCAGAUGGUGGUUUGCUUUGUGACCUUCUCUGGUCAGAUCCGUGUAAAGAUGUCAAAGGAUGGGGAAUGAAUGAUCGUGGAGUUUCGUAUACUUUUGGUGCUGAUAUUGUAACUGCGUUUCUUCAGAAACAUGACCUUGAUCUUGUAUGCCGUGCUCAUCAGGUUGUAGAGGAUGGAUAUGAAUUCUUUGCAAACCGUCAACUUGUAACUGUGUUUUCUGCACCAAAUUAUUGUGGGGAAUUUGAUAAUGCUGGUGCAAUGAUGAGUGUUGAUGACACUCUUAUGUGCUCCUUCCAAAUACUAAAACCUGCAGAGAAGAAGUCAAAGUUCAACCCUGCGAUCAGUUUCUUUGGCAGCACAACUACAGCUAAACCUGGAAACACUCCACCGGGUAUAAAGCCUUAUAUGGGAGCUCGCGUUUGAGAGUCAGCAUGAAUUGAACCAUGCAACUUAUUGAAGGCUAACAUUCGAGAUAUAUGAAGGGGGAAUAAUUUUUUACUUUUUGAUGAGGUAAAGUCAGGGUUGUGGUAAAAUGAAAUGUUUUUACUUGUUGAUUGUUGUAUUGUAGUUCUAUGGAGUAUAUGUAUAUGGCCCGAUUGCUAACCCUAUAACUGAAAAUCUUAUUGACCCAUUCCUUGAUAAAUUACCGGGACAAAUAAAACGGAGUUGGUGUA
Erigeron canadensis is the source of this 1415-nucleotide messenger RNA. RefSeq names its product serine/threonine-protein phosphatase PP1 isozyme 3-like. The coding region runs from base 169 to 1164 and encodes 331 amino acids. Gene Ontology annotation, molecular function: protein serine/threonine phosphatase activity. The transcript is spliced from 4 exons. NCBI's taxonomy places the organism in Eukaryota, Viridiplantae, Streptophyta, Magnoliopsida, Asterales, Asteraceae. Gene Ontology annotation, cellular component: nucleus; cytoplasm. The record is from RefSeq and is a predicted model, not a curated record.